This is a messenger RNA of Endocarpon pusillum Z07020, 1143 nucleotides long. Its product is annotated as Conidiophore development protein hymA. NCBI's taxonomy places the organism in Eukaryota, Fungi, Ascomycota, Eurotiomycetes, Verrucariales, Verrucariaceae. The record is from RefSeq and is a predicted model, not a curated record. Gene Ontology annotation, molecular function: protein serine/threonine kinase activator activity. The coding region runs from base 1 to 1143 and encodes 380 amino acids. The transcript has 4 exons. Gene Ontology annotation, biological process: intracellular signal transduction.
AUGGCAUUCCUCUUUGGUGCCAAUAGGCGACAGAAGCAGCCUACAGACAUCGCAAGAUCGAUUAAGGAUCUCCUUCGAAGGCUAUGGAAUGAGCCACCAAGCCCAAAGGUGGACGAGGAGCUGGGGAGACAGAUGGCGCAGAUGAAGCUCAUUGUUCAGGGCACUCCAGAAGUCGAGUGCAGCCCCGAACAGGUCCAACAACUUGUGCAAUGCAUCAUUCAAGAAGACAUCCUAUUCGACCUAGCGAGAAGCAUACGAAAACUACCAUUCGAAGCACGGAAAGAUGCCCAAAUCAUCUUCGCUCACAUCCUUCGAUGGAAGCCCGCCAACGGGCGAUCGAGUGAGCCUGCAAUCUCAUACUUGGUUUCGAAACGACCAGAAAUUAUUGUGGAGUUGUGUCGAGGCUACGAACACCCGGAGAGUGCACUGCCGUGUGGGACUAUACUACGGCAGGCAAUUAUGCAGGACAGCAUCACAGCUAUCAUCCUAUAUGACGAGUCCAAGCCAGGAGAAAGAGCAGUACAGAUAUCGGAAGUUGAUGUUAGACGACAAGAGACCUGUCAAGGGCUUUUCUGGAACUUCUUCAAUUGGAUCAACAAAGGGAGUUUUGAAGUCAGCGCAGAUGCUUUUAAUACAUUUCGGGAUAUCCUGACAAGGCACAAAACAAUGGUUGCACAAUACCUGUCUACCAAUUUCGAAGAGUUUUUCUCACGAUACAACACCCUCCUGAUUCAAUCAGACUCGUACGUCACCAAACGUCAAAGCAUCAAGCUUCUUGGAGAGAUACUUCUGGAUAGGGCAAACUACAACGUAAUGACAGCGUAUGUCGACAGAGGGGAACAUCUGAAGCUCUGCAUGAACUUGUUGAAGGACGAUCGAAAGAUGGUCCAAUACGAGGGAUUCCAUGUUUUCAAGGUCUUCGUUGCAAACCCGAACAAAUCGACGGCAGUACAGAGGAUUCUUAUAAACAAUCGUGAUCGAUUACUGAAAUUCCUCCCGAAAUUUCUGGAAGAUAGGACGGACGAUGAUCAAUUCACGGACGAAAAGAGCUUUCUGGUAAGACAAAUUGAACUUUUACCAUCAGAACCGGCGGAUUCGAGGCCACAGCCAGUUGGUGGAGUAGGAGUUGGAGCUGUUGCAUAA